UAAAUUAUUUUCCAAAUGAGUUCUCCUUUCCCUCUAAAAAUGUCCAUUUGAUCUUUAACCUUUUCCUCAGUUCUGUUUGGACAGCCAGAAACUAUGGAGGAAUCCUCCCACGAAAUCACCUCCCCUCUUAUAUCGAAGGGCGGUGAUUCGAGCUUGGAGCCAUCGUCUUCUUCACUGAAACCUGACCCAGAUGAAGAGAACUCACCGAUCAAACAGGUGGCUCUGACCGUGCCCACCACAGACGACCCUUCUCUGCCGGUGCUCACCUUCCGAAUGUGGGUUCUCGGGACGGUCUCGUGCGUGCUCCUCUCGUUUCUGAACCAGUUCUUCUGGUACAGAACAGAGCCGCUCACCAUCACUGCAAUCUCAGCUCAGAUCGCCGUGGUGCCUCUCGGCCGACUCAUGGCUGCCAAAAUCACCGACCGGGUCUUCUUCAAGGGAACCCCCUGGGAAUUCACCCUAAAUCCCGGUCCCUUCAACGUCAAAGAGCACGUUCUCAUCACCAUCUUCGCCAACUCCGGCGCCGGAACUGUCUACGCCAUUCAUGUGGUCACAGUAGUUAAGGUCUUCUAUAAAAAGCACAUCAGCUUCUUCGUUUCGUUGAUCGUUGUUAUAACAACCCAGGUUCUGGGGUUCGGAUGGGCGGGGAUAUUCCGGCGGUACCUGGUAGAACCGGCAGCCAUGUGGUGGCCGGCGAAUCUUGUCCAAGUUUCCUUAUUCAGGGCUCUGCAUGAGAAAGAAGAAAGGCCAAAGGGUGGUGUGACUCGAACUCAGUUUUUCCUAAUCGCCUUCAUCUGCAGCUUUGCCUAUUAUGUUUUCCCUGGCUACAUGUUUGAAAUGCUAACUUCACUCUCAUGGAUAUGCUGGAUUUUCCCCACUUCAGUUCUUGCCCAACAGCUCGGCUCAGGCCUUUACGGGCUUGGAAUUGCUGCAGUGGGGCUUGACUGGUCCACCAUUUCCGCCUACCUUGGAAGCCCCCUUGCAAGCCCUUGGUUCGCCACAGCCAAUGUGGCUGUUGGCUUCGUCUUUGUCAUGUAUGUUCUGACUCCCAUCUGCUAUUGGCUCAAUGUCUACAAAGCCAAAACCUUCCCCAUCUUCUCCGAUGAUCUCUUCACAUCCACAGGCCAAGAGUACAAUAUCUCCUCCAUAAUCACCAGCAACUUUCACCUUAAUAUCACAGCUUAUGAGGAAGAGGGGCCUCUUUACCUCAGCACAUUUUUCGCUAUGACAUAUGGUGUAGGCUUUGCUGCACUUUCUGCCACUGCUGUCCAUGUGCUGCUUUUCCAUGGAAGAGAAAUAUGGGAGCAAAGCAAAUCGAGUUUUAAGGACAAGGGAAUGGACAUACACACGAGGCUCAUGACCAGGUAUAAACAAGUCCCGGAGUGGUGGUUUUGGAGCAUCCUCGUUGCAAACAUUGCGUUCACCAUCUUUGCCUGCCAGUAUUACAAUGACCAGCUUCAAUUGCCAUGGUGGGGUGUCUUACUAGCUUGUGCCAUCGCCAUUGUAUUCACUCUUCCCAUUGGAAUCAUUACCGCUAUCACAAAUCAGACUCCAGGCUUGAACAUCAUCACUGAGUAUAUAAUUGGGUAUAUCUACCCAGGAUAUCCUGUUGCCAACAUGUGCUUCAAAGUGUACGGAUACAUUAGUAUGACACAGGCAGUCACCUUCCUGCAAGACUUCAAGCUUGGCCACUACAUGAAGAUUCCUCCAAGAACAAUGUUCAUGGCACAGGUGGUGGGAACCCUCAUAGCUGGUUUUGUGUACUUAGGCACCGCCUGGUGGAUGAUGGAGACCAUCCCUGACAUCUGUGAGACGACAGACUCCAGCAGCCCCUGGACUUGCCCAAGCGAUCGGGUAUUCUACGAUGCUUCUGUCAUCUGGGGUCUGAUCGGCCCUCGCAGAAUUUUUGGAGACGAGGGUGUUUAUGAGGCGGUCAACUGGUUCUUCCUAGCUGGAGCUGUCGCCCCUGUCCUUGUCUGGUUAGCCCAUAAGGCCUUCCCCAAACAAGAAUGGAUUGGACUCAUCAAUAUGCCGGUCCUGAUAAGCUCCACAGGAAUGAUGCCACCAGCUACUGCAGUUAACUACACUACUUGGGUCAUUGCAGGCUUCCUCUCCGGCUUUGUUGUGUAUAGGUACCGCCCAGACUGGUGGCAGCGCCACAACUAUGUCCUCUCUGGGGCGCUUGAUGCUGGCCUCGCCUUCAUGGGGGUGCUUCUGUAUCUGUGCUUGGGCUUGGAAGACAUCAGCGUUGACUGGUGGGGAAAUGACCUUGAUGGAUGUUCCUAUGCUACCUGCCCAACAGCCAAAGGAGUUUUCGUCGAAGGCUGCCCAGUUUUUGACUAAUGCUGAAGAAACAAAACCCUCAAUCGCCUCUGCAAGUUUCUCAAUCGAUUUGCUUGAAUGGAUUGUCUUAAAAUCUGUAUGUAUAUAGCUCAUUCUUUACCUUCUAGGUAGCAAAGUUAAUUUACACAGAAAAGAGAUAGCCACAGCUGCUACAUAUAUGAUGAAUUCAAGUCACAAUUCUCCCUGAAAAUCUUUUUGGGGAGCCUUCAUUCUUCAUUUUGUAUCUCAUGGUUGCUUGCAGUUGACAGACUUGUUCUCAUGUCAACUGGGUUUGCCAUGCAUAAUGCUCAAAUGGUGAAAUUGUUACUCUUUGUUAUGAUGAAUAAAAUUGAAAUGGAUGUUUUUGGCAA
Vitis riparia (riverbank grape) is the source of this 2693-nucleotide messenger RNA. Its product is annotated as oligopeptide transporter 7. NCBI's taxonomy places the organism in Eukaryota, Viridiplantae, Streptophyta, Magnoliopsida, Vitales, Vitaceae. Gene Ontology annotation, molecular function: oligopeptide transmembrane transporter activity. The coding region runs from base 94 to 2343 and encodes 749 amino acids. The transcript has 7 exons. The record is from RefSeq and is a predicted model, not a curated record. Gene Ontology annotation, biological process: transmembrane transport.